AUGGGAUCCGUUGCACCGUCUACUCUUCCCGCCGAUUUCCUCUGGGGUUUCGCCACGGCCGCGUAUCAAAUUGAGGGUGCGGUCAAUGACGAUGGUCGAGGCCCUUCUAUCUGGGAUACGUUUUGCAAAAUCCCGGGGAAAAUUGCUGGUGGUGGGUCGGGUGAAAUAGCCUGUGACUCGUAUCAUCGCACUCAUGAGGAUAUCGCCCUGUUAAAAGAAUGUGGUGCUCAGGCAUAUCGGUUUUCACUGUCUUGGUCUCGCAUCAUACCCCUCGGUGGUCGCAAUGACCCCGUUAAUGAGAAGGGAUUGCAGCAUUAUAUCAAAUUCGUGGACGAUUUGCUCGAGGCGGGAAUCGUACCUAUGCUUACACUGUUCCAUUGGGAUCUUCCAGAGGAGCUGCAGAAGCGCUAUGGGGGCUUUUUAAAUAAAGAGGAGUUUGUGGCUGAUUUUGCCCACUACGCGAGGCUGGUGUACAAUGCUUUCGGCUCCAAGAUCAAGCACUGGAUUACCUUCAACGAACCCUGGUGCAGCAGCGUUCUCGGGUUUAACAAUGGGUCCUUUGCCCCAGGCCACACGAGUGACCGUAUCAAGAGCCCCGUCGGAGACAGCUCAACCGAGCCCUGGGUGGUGGGACACAGUAUCCUCGUGGCACAUGGAGCCGCGGUCAAGAUCUACCGAGACGAAUUCAAGGCACAAGACGGUGGUGAGAUCGGCAUCACGCUGAAUGGCGAUUGGGCUGAGCCCUGGGACGCCGAAAAUCCCGCGGAUGUCGAAGCCUGUGAUCGCAAGAUCGAAUUCGCUAUUUCAUGGUUCGCCGACCCAAUCUACCACGGCAAAUACCCCGACAGCAUGAUCAAGCAGCUAGGCAACAGACUACCAACGUGGUCACCAGAGGACAUCGCCCUAGUCCAUGGCAGCAACGAUUUCUACGGAAUGAACCACUACUGCGCGAACUACAUCCGCGCCAAGACAGGGGAGCCUGAACUCGAUGACAUCGCAGGGAACCUGGAGCUCCUGCUUGAAGACAAAGAUGGUCACAGUAUCGGACCUAUCACGCAGUCUCCGUGGUUGCGGCCAUGUGCGCUUGGAUUCCGCAAGUUGCUUAAAUGGCUUAGCGAGCGAUAUGGAUAUCCGACGAUCUAUGUUACGGAGAACGGGACGAGUGUGCUGGGCGAGAACGAUAUGCCCUUGAAUCAGUUGCUGGAUGAUGAGUUCCGGGUUCAGUAUUUCCGGGAUUAUAUCGGUGCUAUGGCUGAUGCUUAUACAUUGGAUGGAGUUAACGUGAAGGCUUACAUGGCCUGGAGCCUUAUGGAGUAG
Molecule: messenger RNA, 1317 nt
Organism: Penicillium atrosanguineum
Lineage: Eukaryota; Fungi; Ascomycota; Eurotiomycetes; Eurotiales; Aspergillaceae
Exons: 3
Coding region: 1-1317 (438 amino acids)
Biological process (GO): carbohydrate metabolic process
Molecular function (GO): beta-glucosidase activity
Source: RefSeq, a predicted model, not a curated record